Myiozetetes cayanensis is the source of this 1161-nucleotide messenger RNA. RefSeq names its product chromosome unknown C9orf78 homolog (gene CUNH9orf78). The record is from RefSeq and is a predicted model, not a curated record. Gene Ontology annotation, biological process: mRNA splicing, via spliceosome. Lineage: Eukaryota; Metazoa; Chordata; Aves; Passeriformes; Tyrannidae. Gene Ontology annotation, cellular component: spliceosomal complex. The transcript has 9 exons. The coding region runs from base 57 to 923 and encodes 288 amino acids.
CGCGGGUGCGGGAGAGGAGCAGCGCUGUGGUGGCCGUGUCGUGUCGUGUCCCGGCGAUGCCGGCCAACAAGUCCUUCCGGCGGCGCAGGGAGGACGAGGAGGAGGAGGAGGACGAGCAGCUCGCCGAGGAGGUCAGGUUAAAACUUGAGGAAGCCAAAGAAGUUCAGAGCCUCAGAAAGCGACCCAAUGGGGUGAGCGCUGUAGCUCUGCUUGUGGGAGAGAAGUUGCAAGAAGAAGCAACACUCGUGGAUGACCCAUUUAAGAUAAAAUCCGGGGGAAUGGUGGACAUGAAGAAGCUGAAGGAAAGAGGCAAGGACAGGAUUAAUGAAGAGGAAGAUCUGAACUUGGGAACUUCCUUCUCAGCAGAAACCAACAGGCGGGAUGAAGAUGCUGACAUGAUGAAGUACAUUGAGACUGAGCUGAAGAAGAGAAAGGGAAUUGUGGAGAACGAGGAGCAGAAGGUGAAGCUGAAGAACGCUGAGGACUCUCUGUACGAGCUGCCAGAGAACAUCCGUGUCUCCUCUGCUAAGAAGACUGAGGAGAUGCUGUCCAACCAGAUGCUGAGUGGCAUUCCUGAAGUGGACCUGGGAAUCGAUGCAAAAAUAAAAAACAUCAUCUCAACUGAAGAGGCCAAGGCCAAGCUGCUGGCAGAGCAGCAGAACAAGAAGAAAGACAGCGAAACUUCCUUUGUUCCCACCAACAUGGCUGUUAAUUAUGUUCAGCACAACAGAUUUUACCACGAGGAGCUGAACGCACCAGUGAGAAGGAACAAAGAGGAGCCAAAGCCCCGUCCCCUGAGAGUGGGGGACACGGAGAGACCAGAACCUGAGCGGUCUCCUCCAAAUCGCAAACGCCCCCUCAAUGAAAAAGCCACAGAUGAUUAUCACUAUGAGAAGUUCAAGAAGAUGAACAGGCGGUACUGACGAACGUGGACUGAAGCCUUUGGAGUUGUUUGGAUUUUCCACUAGUAAAGGAUUUUGUGUCAGUGACCUGCGAUGGAUUUUGAGGAGAGUCACUACCUUCACAUGCUGAUGUUAACUACGAAGCUUUUCCUGUGUGAUCUUGUAGUGAAUCAGUUUGCAGGUGAUUGUGAACUCUUUGGUCAGUGAAACCCUGUAUAUAGCUAUGUUCUUAUAAAUGAAGUUUUAUAAUGGAAAAUGA